GGGCCCCCGCGGCGUGACGCGAGCACGGCGGCUCCGCCCCCUGCGUCUCAGGCCUCGCUGGCCUUGGGGGGAUGGUUUCAUCAUGGCGUCAAUGCAGAAACGACUACAAAAAGAACUGUUGGCUUUGCAGAAUGACCCACCUCCUGGAAUGACUUUAAAUGAAAAGAGCGUUCAGAAUUCAAUCACCCAGUGGAUCGUAGACAUGGAAGGUGCACCAGGAACCUUAUAUGAAGGGGAAAAAUUUCAACUUCUGUUUAAAUUUAGUAGUCGAUACCCUUUUGACUCUCCUCAGGUCAUGUUUACUGGUGAAAAUAUUCCUGUUCAUCCUCAUGUGUAUAGCAAUGGUCAUAUCUGUUUAUCCAUCCUAACAGAAGACUGGUCCCCGGCGCUCUCAGUGCAAUCGGUCUGUCUCAGCAUUAUCAGCAUGCUUUCCAGCUGCAAAGAAAAGAGACGACCACCAGAUAAUUCCUUUUAUGUGCGAACAUGUAACAAGAAUCCAAAGAAAACAAAAUGGUGGUAUCAUGAUGAUACUUGUUGAUGCCACUGUUCUCAUCCUCGUAGCAGAAGAUAGUCCUACUGAGAAAAUGAGCACUUUGAUCAUUCAGUCUUUGAACUUUAACCUUUGACUGGAAGUGACCUAUAGGCAAUGAAGACUACUUCCUUUUACUGCAUUUUUACUCGUGUGCAUUCUGGGCGCAUGUUGAUCGCUGGUUCAGUCCAGGCAACUGACAUGCUUUUAUUAGUCAUACAGUAUUAAUGCAGGUGUCAGGAAAUGUCAAAUAUAAUUCCAUUUUUUUUUUAUUUUUAUUUUUUUAAGCUUUUGGAAAAGUUCCAGGUCCUCAUGUAUUGUGCAAUAACAGUGACUUCCUCAGUGGUUUGGGGGCGUUCAUUGCCGGCAAUGGACGUUGUGAAAGAGUGAGUUUUCUUAACUCCUGUCACUCGGUGAUUAAUGCAUGAUAGGGCCUCUGAAAUGAAUUUAUCGGUUAUUGUGGGAUUAUAAGGAAAGUGAGGGAUCCAACGUUACAUUGAAAGACACCCCAGCUGUUGAUAUUGGAUUCUAUGCACUGUGAUCCUAAGGCUAACAGCAUGAAAACAUGCAUCUUUAAAGGACCGUGAGAAAGAUCAUUGCAUAUUUAUUUAAUUGUUUAUAUCUGCUGUCAAAUUGUUUUGACAUGGAAAGUUUUCGAGGAACAUUGGCAGAGAGGUACAAUAUGUUAUCCCUAUGGUGAAAAUAAAUUCAUUUAUUGUAUAUAAUCCUCAAUCUCUGAAGUAAAGGUGUGAAUAAUAGGGUAUGAAUGGUUUAACUAAGGCUUUGUUUUGGAAGUAAAAAAAUAGCAGUGAUGAUUAAAUUACUGCCAUCCAUCAUUUGGGCCUGUUAUUAUUUUCCAAGUAUAUGACACUCUUACUUCCUGCUAGCCAUCAGCAUGAGCCCUGUUACCUAAACACUAUUCAUCUAUUUAUGUUUGGAAAAAUCCAUAAACAUUUUUGUUUGUAAUCUUGUUUCUUUUGUUAUGUUUUCAGUUUGUUUUAAUGUUACAAUACUUUAAUUGAAAGAAUUUUGUCAAGUUUUUUCUUGUAACUUUUCUUUACUUGUAUCAUCUUGUCCUUCAAUACUGUACCCUAAAAUGAGAAAUACAUUUUUGACAGAGGCUUAAUGUUUUAACAAAAGAGUGUGGACAUUUUUAUUUUAAGAUUUUGGCAAAAGGACACUAUAAAAAUGCUCUGUUUGCUUAUUGUCUCACAUAUCCAUUGUGCAGAGUUUCUUGGAAGAAUUUGUUUUACUUGUUGAAGAUUUUGCUUACAGGUAGAUGAAGUUUUUCUGUCUGUUUGUCUAUUCCCCCCCCCGCAAUCUCAGUCGAUAUCUCUCCCUCCCCCCCACUCUCUCUCUCUCUGAUCUAUGAAACAGUUGCUGAGAAGGUCCCAUCCUAAGUACCAUGUACCAUGAAGUGAUGCUACAACUAGGUCUUUUUAAGAAGUGAUUAAUGUAUUUUAUAAAUUACCUUUUCACAUAUGCAAGACCUGUUUCUAUGACAAUGUUAUUUUUACUAAUGCCUUACUGUUGCACUCUUUUUCAAUAUCCUGCAAUGAAUAUAUUAACCAGUUUGGGCUUAAAUAAGCCAGUUGGCUGAAAGGUCUGACAGUAUGUAACCCCAUAGAAAUCAUUCAAUUGAUAAUCGGUAAAGAAUAUUUUAAAAAUUGUUUUUAAUCUCUGUGUAGAUGACAUUUUGUAGCUUUGUACAUGUUGUUAAUUAAGGGCAUAUAAUUUUACAUUCUAAAAGUAUAACUGCUGAACUCAGGGGUGGGUAGACUUCAAAAAUAUGUCUGCUGUAGAAAUAACUUGAAAAAAAUUAAAACCAUGGCCAGCCACCAAAUUGUGGACACUGUUUAUACUACUAGGGAGCAGUCAUCAUUGUUUUUAAAGACUAUACACAUUUUCUUCUGUCUUGACUGCAUGUAUGUAAGUUCCCACAGUGAUCAUUAUCAGUUUUAUUAGUUGGCCUACUUAACAUGAAAGAAAUUUUUACGUUCUUAGUUUUCCUCUGUUUUCAAUAUGAAAUUACAGCUGUAACUCUUAAAAUACUAAUUAACUCUUUUUGUCAGGGGACUGGGGCACAGGGAGAAAUGCUUACCUAUUCUAACUGAAAUCCUUGCCUGUGACAUUAUUCACCAAAGGAAUUACUAUACCAGGUCAAGCAUUAAGUGCUGUAGUGUAGAUGAGUAGCUUCAGCUGGGUUUUGUAACAGUGCUUUAAUAUACCUCUCUAUGUACAGACAUAGGAUAGACUCAAAUGAAUGGGAGCAUGAAAAAUCAAACAGUUUUAUUUCACUUUUGGCUCCAAGUGAAGAAAUUAAGAACAUAUCUAAAAUAUAGGAGUAUCGACUAUUAAUAAUUCAUAAUCAGAUUAAUAUUACUCCUUUGAAUUUAGGAGUCACUGAAAAUUCUUUUACACUGGCAUUUAAUUAUUUGCCAUUAUUAAAAGUCAUAAGAUGUGUAUCUGGGUCAUUGUUCAGUUGAGGGAGUUAUGGCUUUUAACAAAACAUAUUUUGCUGUAUGUUACUGAAAGAAAACCAGAAGUACAAGUAAUUUAUAUGAAAUAUGCUGUGUUCACUCCCUCCUUCCUGCAUCCCCAGGAAGUACCAGCCUGCAGCAUUACAUUUUUACACACAGGGGCUGUGACUGUCUCCUCUUCUCUCGUUCUCACAUUGAUUUCAGUCUGCUCUCUGUUUUGCCUAAGUUUGUUAAGAUGACACCCAGGCAGUCCCUUGUUUUUGCAGUUACAAACUAACUUGACUUCCAGAUACAGACAGAUGCUAUGGAUAGGUUUUAUGGAGAGAGGUUAGUUUAGUUUUAUGGGUGUUCUCUUAGGGAGUUUAUAUUUACUUCUAAAGCCAGUGGGGAAGUAAGCUUUCUUUGUGGUCCUGGGAGAGCAGGCUGUCAGCUUCUAUGCAUCAGCAGUUCAGCUGGGAAAGACUCCACUCUGUUGCUGUGCAGACAGGUCACCAAGUGACCGGGGCGGCUCCUUCCCUACGCUGGAUGAUAAUUUCUGAGACCCUAAGCCAGGGAUCUGGAGAUUGGUUCCAUCGACGGUGAACUGACAGUAAAGGAAAUGCUCAGUGGGAUAAAAAUGGUGGGUAAAUGUGUUAUUUCAGGUAAUGAAGUCUUUUAUUAAAGCCUGUGGAUUUUGAGAAUUGCAAUAUUUAAAACUUCUGGAAGUAGAGUAAAGAGGGGUACUAUGUAUUCAAAGGUUUUUGGGUUUUUUUUUUUUUUAAUUAAAAAAAAAGUGUG
Rattus rattus (black rat) is the source of this 3786-nucleotide messenger RNA. It is a transcript of the gene Ube2w, whose product is annotated as ubiquitin conjugating enzyme E2 W. The transcript has 6 exons. NCBI's taxonomy places the organism in Eukaryota, Metazoa, Chordata, Mammalia, Rodentia, Muridae. The record is from RefSeq and is a predicted model, not a curated record. The coding region runs from base 83 to 538 and encodes 151 amino acids.